Messenger RNA from Thelazia callipaeda (thelaziosis nematode), 213 nucleotides. The record is from the annotation of a GenBank genome assembly. NCBI's taxonomy places the organism in Eukaryota, Metazoa, Nematoda, Chromadorea, Rhabditida, Thelaziidae.
AUGUUUUUUUGGAAUUUUUGCUUUAUUGCUAGUGACUUCAUUUACGUUUUCAUAAGUAAUUUAACAAACAGUUGGUCUACCAGAUUGGACGAACGCAAUGAUCGAGUACGGAUUCUACCUUUCCGAAGACCAACACGGAAUAGCGGUAAUGGAGAUGAAGCACGCUAUCAGAUACGUCACGUGGGAGAUUUGCCCAUGUUUCGAUUCGGAUAG